Messenger RNA from Amphiprion ocellaris (clown anemonefish), 6854 nucleotides. RefSeq names its product A disintegrin and metalloproteinase with thrombospondin motifs 2. Gene Ontology annotation, cellular component: extracellular matrix. NCBI's taxonomy places the organism in Eukaryota, Metazoa, Chordata, Actinopteri, Pomacentridae. Gene Ontology annotation, biological process: extracellular matrix organization; proteolysis. The record is from RefSeq and is a predicted model, not a curated record. Gene Ontology annotation, molecular function: metalloendopeptidase activity. The transcript has 23 exons. Bases 240 to 5651 code for a protein of 1803 amino acids.
AGGAAAGAGAGGGGAAGAGUUGAGAGGGAGAGAGAGAGAGAGUGAGUGAGUGAGAGACCUCGGCGGAGAGGACGAGAGAGAGAGGGGAGGAGAGCUCCGUCUCUCCCGGUGCACUUGGCAGUCUAGUUGCGGGCUGCUGUGCUGUUGCUGUCGUGGCGUGGCUGGUCGCGCCAGGCGGGGAACUUCACCACACUGGAGCCCGGAGUCCCACUCUCUCACCUGCGCAGUUCGGAGCUGCCAUGGGUCUCUCGCCAGGAUUUACUGUCCUAAUUAUUCUACCGGCCUUUCUGCUGCACACCAGCGGCCUUUACAUCGCCAGUAGCGUUGACUCCCUGCAGCACGUCCUGGGGGAGUAUGGACUGGUUAGGCCAAUCAGUGUGGACGCAGAGGGCCGCUUCCUGUCACACGCCGUCUCGGCCGGCCGCAUGGCAGGAGGGCAGUCCCGUAGGCGCCGGAGGAGGGAGGUAGGAGUAGGCAAUGAUGAGUGGGAAGGACCAAGAGGAGCUGACGACAACCAAGAGCCUGUGGCCCGUAAGGAAAGGCUUUACUACAACGUCACCGUCUUCGGCCGGGAGUUCCACCUGCGUCUGCGCCACAACGCCAGGCUGGUGGCCCCCGGAGCAAAGAUGGAGUGGCGCGAUGACAGCGACAGCACCCGGCACUCUGAGCCGUUGCACGAUGAAUGCUUGUAUGUGGGGGACAUCACAGACACACCAGGAGCCAUUGUGGCCAUCAGCAACUGUGACGGCCUGGCUGGUAUGAUCAGGACGGAGCAGGAGGAGUUUUUUAUCGAGCCGGUGGAGAGGGGUGAUGGAGUGAUAGAAGAGGAGGAGGAGGAGGGAGGAGGAGGAAGGACACACAUCGUCUAUCGCUCCUCAGCCGUUAAGAAAGUGCCCAUCAGCAGCACAGCGGCAGAUUACCACUCCAGAGGUGCAGAUCUUGGUGGUCUGAUGGAUCUGGAGUCUCUGUAUCUAGGUGUGGAGCAGAGUAUCAACAACACGCGAGCAGGAAGAACACGCAGGCAGAGUCUGGACAGAGCCUACAACAUCGAGGUACUGUUGGGCGUCGACGACUCUGUGGUCCAGUUCCAUGGGAAGGAGCAUGUCCAAAAGUACCUGCUCACGCUCAUGAACAUUGUGAACGAGAUCUAUCAUGACCAGUCCUUGGGAGCAAAAAUCAAUGUGGUGCUGGUGCGAAUUAUCAUGCUGGGCUAUGGCAAGUCCAUGAGUCUGAUUGAACUGGGAAACCCAUCUCAGAGUCUGGAGAAUGUGUGUCGCUGGGCCUUUCUGCAGCAGAAGCAAGACACAGGGGACGCAGAGUAUCACGACCAUGCCAUCUUCCUCACACGACAGGAAUUUGGCCCAACGGGCAUGCAAGGUUACGCCCCAGUGACUGGCAUGUGUCAUCCAGUGAGGAGCUGCACUUUGAACCACGAGGAUGGUUUCUCUUCUGCCUUCGUGGUGGCACACGAGACUGGACAUGUGCUGGGGAUGGAGCAUGAUGGCCAGGGAAACCGCUGUGGAGAUGAGGUGCACAUGGGCAGCAUCAUGGCUCCACUGGUGCAAGCCGCCUUCCACCGUUUUCACUGGUCCAGAUGUAGCAUGCAGGAGCUGGGACGCUACCUUCAUUCCUAUGACUGUCUCCGUGACGACCCCUUCGACCACAACUGGCCAUCGCUGCCUCAGCUGCCCGGUUUGCACUACUCCAUGAAUGAGCAGUGUCGCUUUGACUUCGGUGUGGGCUACACAAUGUGCACCGCGCAGCUACAAAAGGCGGGCCAGUCAGGAACGCAGUAUCGCACAUUUGACCCAUGUAAGCAGCUGUGGUGUAGCCACCCAGACAAUCCAUUCUUCUGCAAGACCAAGAAAGGACCACCCAUUGAUGGUACCAUGUGUGGGAAUGGGAAGCAUUGCUUUAAAGGUCACUGUAUCUGGUUGACUCCUGACAUCAUAAAGCAAGAUGGAAACUGGGGUUCAUGGAGUGAGUUUGGCCAAUGCUCCCGCACCUGUGGAGGAGGGGUACAGUUUCGCACGCGUGACUGUGACAAUCCAAGACCAGCCAAAGGAGGCCGGACCUGCGUGGGGGCAACUUACCAGUUCCAGAUGUGCAACACCAACGAGUGUGAGGAUAUCUACAGCGACACACGGGAGGAGCAAUGCCAUGCUUGGGACCCUCGCUUUGAAGUCCACAGCAACAAGCACCACUGGCUGCCUUAUGAACACCCAGACCCUAACAAACGCUGCCACCUGCAUUGCCAGUCGAAGGAGACGCGAGAUGUGGUCUUCAUGCAGAGAAUGGUUCUGGAUGGCACACGCUGCUCAUACAAGGACCCGCACAGUGUGUGUGUGCGUGGGGAGUGUGAGAAAGUGGGCUGCGAUGGUGUGGUCGGCUCCUCAAAGCAGGAAGACAAGUGUGGGGUGUGUGGCGGUGACAACUCCAGCUGCAAAACCUUCAAGGACACCAUCACACGCACUGCCAAGAAACAAGGUUUCCUCAAAGUUCUUGAAAUCCCCCGUGGAGCGAGACACUUACUGAUCCAAGAGCUGAAGCCAGCCUCACACACUCUGGCUGUUAAGAACGUGGCAUCGGGACUGUUCUUCUUAAAUGGGGAAAACGAAUACCCAGAAUCCCGCUCGGUCAUAGAGAAGGGUGUUGAGUGGGAAUAUGAGAACGACAAUGACAAGGAGACCCUUCAGACUACCGGCCCUCUCCGACACGGAAUUCUCAUCAUGAUGAAGCUACAUGGGGAUGAGGAUGUGAAUUUGUCUUACAAGUACAUGAUGAAUAUGGACGGUGACUCUGGCAUUCAGAACAACAUGCUGGUAGAGGACAGUGCUUAUGAGUGGGCCCCAAAGAGAUGGUCCUACUGCUCCAAGCCGUGCGGUGGAGGUAAACAGUACUUACGAUAUGGCUGCAGAAGAAAAGUCGACAGCAAGAUGGUUCACAAAAGCUUCUGCAACAAGUCCAACAUGAAACCCAGAGGAGACACCAGAGACUGCAACCAGAAGCCCUGCCCUCCACCAGUUUGGGUGACAGGGGAGUGGCAGAACUGCAGCAAACCAUGUGGAAAGACAGGGAUGCAAAUCCGCUCGGUCAGCUGUGUCCAGCCUUCAGAUGACAACACCACACGUUCUAUCCACAACAAACACUGCAAUGACAACCGCCCCGAGGCCCGCAGACCCUGCAACCGAUACCCCUGUCCCACCCAGUGGAGAGUUGGACCAUGGUCACAGUGUUCAGUGACAUGUGGUAAUGGGACCCAGCAGAGACAGGCUCUUUGCCACACCAGAGACAAUACCAUCGGCCUGUGUCUGGACAGUAAGCCUGACACCAUCAGAGUUUGUCGUCUGGAACCAUGUCCCAAGGGCUCAUCAGACCUCAACAAGAACGGCAACAUUCUGAUCCAGUGGCUGUCUCGGCCCAACCCCAACUUCCCGAAGAUCUCCUCACGCCAGCGUUGUCAUGGAGACCGCUCUGUGUUCUGUCGUAUGGAGGUGCUGAAGCGCUACUGCUCUCUACCGGACUACCAGCGCAUAUGCUGCAAGUCGUGCAGCAAUGUCACCAUCACAGAGCCUGUACCCAACCCCACCUCCAGAUCCACCCCCAUCACCUCCAUCUGGCCCCAAGUCACAGCUCCUCCACUCACCAGCAUCCAAAGCUCUGACUUCACCACCCUCCAACCCACCGAAGCCAUCAUCACCACCGUUUCCACUUCUACCAUUAAUUCCUGGCCUGCCACUCAUCCUCCUGCCUCCACCAACCCAACCCAUCAUUCCACACUAACUUCAUGGAGUAUUACAGAAAUGACCACCACUGAUCCCCCAGCUACCACCAGUGCUCGUGUCCUCUCUACCAUCUUCCCCAUGACAAUCACCACAGUUUCCACAAACUUUCCUGAUGGUACUACUCAUCCCUUGCCUCUGCCUGCCCCAGACACAGAUAAGAGCACAGAUCCACUGGUACAAAGAACUACAAAUAGUCCAGCAACAUCUGGUGCGAUUCCCACCACAGACCUUUCAACAACAACCAGUGCACCAAUGACAGAUCCAGUAGAAAUCACCACACAAACAGAAAUUCUACCAAAAUUCAAACCUGAAAAGAAAACCAUACUAAAGAAAACCCAGAAAAAGGUGAUUCCUUCAAAAGUCAAUCCAAAAAAGAAAACACCACAAAAAAGUCCACCAAAAAAACCUGUCCCCCCAAAGAUCUAUCCCAAAAAGAAAACAAACACUUCUCCAAAAAAGACUCCAGCAAAUACUACUCCAAAAAAGACUACUCCAAUGAAAACUACUCCCAAAAAGACUACUCCAGUGAAACCUGCUCCCAAAAAGAAUACUCCAGUGAAAACUACUCCCAAAAAACCUACUCCAAAAAAGACUACUCCAUCAAAAAAUUCACCAAAAAAGACCACUCCAUCACAAACUACUCCAAAAAUAACAAAUCCAUCAAAGAGUUCUCCAAAAAAGAAUACUCCGUCAAACACUACACCCAAAAAGACCACUUCAUCACACACUACUCCAAAAAAGACCACUCCCAAAAAGACUAUUCCAGUAAAGACCACUUUAGAGAAAAAAGUCAAACCUUCCCCUAAAAAGGAGGUUCCACCAAAGAACAAUCCCAAAAAGAACAUUGAGCCAAAGUCGAAAGUUACAAAACAAACUCAGACAAGGACAAACAUCCAAAAGAACCCCAAAUCAGGACUCAAAAGUGUCUUAAACUCACAGGCCAAGGUUAAUCAGAGUAAAACCAAGAUGAAAAAGACAACUCCAAAAAAUAAAACUCUUAAGACACCUUCUUAUUACACCACAACUGUUGCUCCUUAUGCAAGCAAAGAACCUUCAAGAGAAGACUUUUCUUCCACUAUCUCUUACAGCGUUGCUGUAUUUGGUACGACAAGCUUGCCUUUCAGUGAGUCAAGAAUCAAUGUCACGUACAUCAGUAACAACACAGCUGCUACAGAUGAAACUCCAUUGUGGUACUAUGACAGCACAGACACUGCAGCCACAACACCCAGCACUUUAGAUGAUCCCGUUACACCCACUGUAAACAUUAAUGUUGAGGAUGUCACAAUGCCCAGUGGAACCAUGCCAUAUGGCGACAUUACAGUGACUGGCAGUGGUGAUCUCACGGUAGCCAGUGGGAUCAUCAUCAGUGGUGAUGACAUCACAGUGUCCUACAGCAAUGUGGGAGUGGUCAGUGACACCAUGGUGCUGGAUGAUGGCCUCACCAUGGUGAUCCCAACCAUAAACGGUGAGGACAUGACAGAACUGGCCUCGUCGCCCUGGCUGGACCUGUCAGAGUACAUCCCUGUGAACAUCCCUUUUCUCACGACAACGUCAGACCCCGCUACCCCCUCAGCUCCCACCACGAUCACUCCCUCCAAAGGAAAACCAGUCACCAUAGCCACCACCACCACCACCACCACCACCACCUCGACUGAAAAAUCUCAGCAAAGAAUCGAGGACAACAACUCCAUCGACGUCUUGGACAACAGGAUCAUCAGCAUGGACAACGACAUCUCUCAGAACAACCUGAUCUCAAAGCGUCGGGUCAAUCUCAGAGAAAGAACCAGGAACAAACGCAUUCAGGAGCUUCUAGAGGAGAAGCGAAACUUUCUCCUCAGGAUGAAGAGAGGCCACACCGUACAAUAGACUUAGCCUUCUCAUUUCUCUUAUAGAGAUGAACUUUUUCUCUUAACUGCCGCAAUGCUUUAUAUCAGGCCUUUCCACAAAGAAACUCCCUGUCAUAUCACAAUCCAGACUGUUGCAGGGAGAAAAUUUCAUCGUCAAAUGUUUGAACAGUUGCUUUGGAUAAAGAAAAGCCCUUUAGAGAACAAACUGUUGCAGAUUUGGAUCAAAUCACCUGGUCUGUGCAAACACAAUAAUGAGAAACAGGAGGGAUGAAUGGUGUACGUCCAGUUUAACCAGCCCUUUACAAAACCCAAGCUUUUAUCUGUCGAAACCACCCACAGUCUUGUUUUUGGAUUCAGUGAUGAUGUAGAUGAGAUGUAAUAUAGUUUGUAAAAUUAUAUUAUCUCUACUGGCACUUGGGGAGCAACAAAAUCUCCCACCUAGAAUCCAAAUCUCCAUCCCAUCCUAUAUUACAGCCCAGGACUGCAGCUUAUCCCAGACAGAUAUGAAUACCUCUCAGUUCCCUACUAACAGCUACUGUAGGAUUAGAUGAAAUUGUUUCCUUGUGAAGUGGCCAACACUCUGAAUAUCCUAUACAUACUGUAUAAUGGUGCUUUUGGAGGCCUGAAAGCAGUGUGGUAAUGCCUGACAAUCAGAAAGUCAAAGUUUCCUUUAGGUUAAAUUGCAUUGCGAAAGUUUACACUGGUUGGAUUGUGUUACCAUUUACAAAGCAAAGAUUUUCCAAAGGGUUUCUUAUCUCUCAGGAAGUUAGAAUAACAGUAUGAAAGUUUGAUGAGGGACAUUGUCAAACAUGUGGUGCUGAAAUGAUAAAUAUUAAUAUCUCACUAAGCUAAGCAGGAAAAAACUGAAGAGAAAAACAUUUUGAUUGCAGUUUUGUUUUUUCUUUUUUAAUGGUCAGUCAAGUAUGGUGCUUUUUUGUCAACGUUGCUAAAAGUAAUGUCCCUCAUGCACUCAUUUAUGUAAAAAAAUGCAGAAAAAAUAUUAUAAUAAAAUGAACAAGCCUUUUUAUAUUAAUUUUAUGCAAUCAAAAGCUUUGAGGGCCAGUUUGUUUUCUUUUCUAAAGGUUUGAUUUUUUUGUACAUCUCUAACUUGCAGCAACUGCAAAAACACCUGCAGAUCUUUCUGUACAAUAUCUGUACAUAUGAAAUAGAAGUUAAUGUUUAAUAUUUAUUAAAGUUUAAGUGCCUGUUGUGUUUUGCAAUA